AUGGCACCCCGGAUACAACCCCGGCGUGUGUCCAACGCCCUCCUCCCCUACCUCACAUCCUCCACAUCCUCCUCCACAUGCUCAAUCACAUCCACAUCCACACCUCUUUCCUCACCUAUCCUGUCCCGUCAAUUCUCUGUCACGCCGGCUCCACAAACCAGGCUUCGACGGCAAAUGUUCCAAUGGCUCACCACCAAGGGUGCCGCGCUGAAGCACCACACGCCGGGCGAAACAAAUUACUUGACUGGUCGAGAUGGGGACAGUGGCACUGGGGGUAGUUUACGACCGUUUCCUGGAAAUUCGAGUUUCCUGAGCGAGAGUGUCCUCAGCGAGGAGCUUCGAAAUGAGAUUUACGUUCGUGUCGUCGAGAAGAAGAAGAGUGUUCGCGCCGUCAGUGUUGAGCUUGGCGUCGAUAUGAAGCGCAUCGCGGCUGUCGUUCGAUUGGUGGAGUUGGAGAGGAGGCAACGCGCACAGGGAAAACCAUUGGCCUUGCCUUAUGCCCGCGCCGUUCACGAAAUGGUUCCCACCACGCCACUCGCUCAAGAAGGCGAGCGUCCAGUAUACCACGAAUCAAUUAAUGAUCUCCCCGCUCAUCCUUCUACUGGUGCUCAGAUCUUCUACCCUGUGCCCGAGUCCCGCUCAUUUAACCGAGUGGAUGCCGGUCGCGUCUUCUCCGGUGCCCCCGCCCUGGAGAACGAUGUUGCUGCCAAGAUCUCUCACCCCUCCGAUCUGAUCGAUGAAAUUGUGCAGAAUCCCAAUUCCAUUGAGUGGGUCGGGAAGGGAGGAAAUGCUCGCCAGGUAUUGCAGCCUGCAGAUGUGCGUAUCCCGCAUCCGCAGCUGGUUCAGCUCGAACGCGAUCGCAAAGCCUUUCCUAAUGAGCGUCGCACUGUGACCGAGCGACACAACGAGCGUCUCAAGAAGCAGGAGGAAGCUGAGCAGAAGCGACGAGAGGUGGCACAAGCUCGACGUGAGAAGAGUGUCCAACACGUCGAGCCCGAGGGUGGCAGGUUCAACUAUCGGAUCCAAGAUGCCAAGUUCACCAAGGAGACCGUUGGCGUCGAUGGUCGUGCUCCUUGGGCUCCCGGUCGUCGAUAUGGUAUCCCUGCGGAUGAUCGAAAGCGCGGUAUCGUCAAGAUUCCGACUCGUGUUGAGGCUUAG
Molecule: messenger RNA, 1158 nt
Organism: Penicillium diatomitis
Lineage: Eukaryota; Fungi; Ascomycota; Eurotiomycetes; Eurotiales; Aspergillaceae
Product: mitochondrial 37S ribosomal protein mS45
Exons: 2
Coding region: 1-1158 (385 amino acids)
Biological process (GO): mitochondrial translation
Cellular component (GO): mitochondrial small ribosomal subunit
Molecular function (GO): structural constituent of ribosome
Source: RefSeq, a predicted model, not a curated record